Paracoccidioides brasiliensis Pb18 is the source of this 444-nucleotide messenger RNA. RefSeq lists its product as uncharacterized. The transcript has 2 exons. The record is from RefSeq and is a predicted model, not a curated record. The coding region runs from base 1 to 444 and encodes 147 amino acids.
AUGCACCGGAUACUACAUGGAUACGGCCAUGUUGUUGUUGCCGUAUUGUGGCAGCGUAGCGAUACACCGGAAUCGCCUGCAACCACAGCUUGGGAAUGUUUGAGUCAUAUGCUCCCAACUGCUGAGAGGUCUACUCUGCGCCCCUUUUGCCCCUUUGUGAUAAUUAAGAAUGGACCGAUCUAUGUGGCGGGCCUUGCUCAAGUGGCAGCAUCCAGGUUCGCAAGCGAAACGGGCGGGGGCCGCGUUGGCGACUUGACAAGUCAGAGUGCCUCCCCGAGUCUUUCAGAUGCAAGAAAUGAGUCGAGAUCCUUUGAUUUCACUCCUUUGCCGCUGCGGAUUAUCCUUGGGGGAAGGAAGAGAGAGAAAAAUAUAGUUUCAUUACCAUCAAGUGGACGCUCCUAUGAAGAUCAGUUGAUCAGUAUCAAUGCGGCCAGGAAGAGCUAG